Molecule: messenger RNA, 1125 nt
Organism: Glarea lozoyensis ATCC 20868
Lineage: Eukaryota; Fungi; Ascomycota; Leotiomycetes; Helotiales; Helotiaceae
Exons: 2
Coding region: 1-1125 (374 amino acids)
Source: RefSeq, a predicted model, not a curated record
AUGGCACCCAUGAAGAGAUCCAGUUCAGAAACCUCUUCGAGCCUAUCGUCACCUCCACAAGUAGAUUCCUCGACCUCGUUGACCGUUACCAGCCAUGAUGAUCAGCUUCAAGAACCUUCUGCAAAGAAGACAAAGAUCGUCAAACAAAGUCCUAUCAUGUUUAUAUCCCCCGGACAAGCGGUCGAUACCAGCAUCAUCGUCUUUAACCAGGAGUUUCGUGUUAGCUCUGUGGGUCUAAAAGCAAAUACGAUGUACUUCCAAAAGUUCUUGGAUCCUUCUAACGGCUCUACCAACAAGAAAUAUUCAUCCAAAUUUAAAUACCAGUGGUAUACAAAGGUCGAAGCUGAUGGUGGUUGGUGUAUUUCAAGCGCACCUGAGGAUCGUGUUAGUGAUAUGACUGCCUAUAUUGGAGACAGUGAACGAGAAGAAAAGGCUUUCCACAACCUUCUUCGAGCAGUUUUCUCCCAGCAAGCGGUAAUUGAAGAUGCUACAGACCUUUGUCGCUUAACCAUAUUGGCCGAUUUCACUUGCUGCCUUCCAGUCGUUAAAAACUCGCUUUUUCAGACACUCAUCAAAAAUCCGAACUUAUAUGCCAGUAUCCAGAAGACUCCGUUAGAGUUGAUUGAGUGGGCACUUAAGCUUCGACACCCCUAUCUUUUCCGAGAGUGUCUUAUCCAUCUCCUUGGGCCCUUCCAUAACCCCCGAUAUCUAAAAGUUGAGAAUCCGACCAUAUUCUCAAUCGCAAGAGUGAUUGACCAGCAGUUCAGAGCAUAUCUCUGUAAUGUUCAAAGAGACCUUCUUGGGCUUAUUCUCGAAGGUAAAGCCUCUGCCCAGUUCGAAACAGUCUGGCGCCACCAUUUGAAAGGAUCUCAUGUCUUAGUGGCAUCCACACAAACGAGAGUGAUUUAUUAUCCAGCUUGGUUUCGAAAACUGUGUACUAUAGAUCAUGCAAAUGAGGAGUUGAAUUCUGCAGUCAAGCGGAUUUUGGGGCCGGUUUUGAAGAAUUGCCUUACAUUGGACGGGUCUGGUGCACAAUCUGGCGAAGGCAGAUUCCGAGAUUACUUCCUCUGCUACGAUAUCCCAGAUUCGGUGAUGCCUUGGAAUGAAAACGAGAGUGACUGGUGA